Molecule: messenger RNA, 1068 nt
Organism: Ostreococcus tauri
Lineage: Eukaryota; Viridiplantae; Chlorophyta; Mamiellophyceae; Mamiellales; Bathycoccaceae
Product: 3-beta hydroxysteroid dehydrogenase/isomerase
Exons: 1
Coding region: 1-1068 (355 amino acids)
Biological process (GO): steroid biosynthetic process
Molecular function (GO): 3-beta-hydroxy-Delta5-steroid dehydrogenase (NAD+) activity
Source: RefSeq, a predicted model, not a curated record
AUGGCGCGCGCGUCCUCCUCCUCCGCCGCGCUCCCCCCCGUCCCCAAGAACUGUGUCGUCACCGGCGGCUCCGGGUUCGUCGGUCGGCGUCUUGUCGAGAUGCUCGUCGAGCGCGGCGCCGAGCGCGUCGUCGCCUUCGACGUUGCGCCGAGACCGGCGGAUGCGAAGGAUGACUCGAGGAUAAUCUGGCAGCGGGGCGAUCUCACGUCGCCGUCCGACGUCGACGAGGCGAUCAAAGGGGCGGAUUGCGUGUGGCACAUCGCGGCGCUCGUCGGACCGUAUCACGCGCGGGACAUGUACGACAAGGUGAAUCGGGUCGGGACGUUAAACGUGAUCGAAGCGUGUAAGCGACACGGCGUGUCAAAGUGCGUGAUGUCGAGCUCGCCGAGCACGCGAUUCGAUGGUGGAGACAUAAACGGGAAGCGAGAGAGCGAACUGUGUAUUCCGAAGACAUUCUUGCAGCCGUACGCAGAGAGUAAGGCGAUGGGGGAGCGGGCGAUGAUGGAGGCGUGCGACGGGAAGACGUUUUUCACCAUCGCCGUGGCGCCGCAUCAGGUGUACGGACCGCGAGACAUGUUAUUCCUGCACAACUUUUUGAUCAACGCCAAGAGAUUGCGCAUCUUCGGCAGUGGGGAGAACUUGAUCAGUAUGUGUUACGUCGAUAACUACUGCCACGGGUUGAUCCUGGCCGAGCGCGCGCUGUAUCCGGACUCGCCCGCGUUGCGCAAGUUUUACAUUUGCACCGAUGGCGAACCGGUAAAGCUGUGGGAUUUUCUCGAUCGAGCCUUCGUCGAGCUCGGCUACCCGUCGCUCCGAGCGAAGUUUCGCCUCCCUGGUUGGUCAUUCAUGAUGCCCCUGGCGCACGUGUGCGACGCCGUGGGCUACGUACUCGGCAGAAAGUUCAAGCUCACGCCCUUCUCCGUGCGCAUGCUCCUAAUCAACCGGUGGUUCAACAUCGACGCUGCGCGACAAGAUCUCGGGUACGAACCGAUCGUCGAUCCCGAGGAGGCGUGGUCGCGAACGAAGUCCUGGUUUGAGACCGAAUGGAAGCCCAAGUACGGGAAGUAG